GCUGAGGAGGAGUUUACUGGACCUUCUGUACAUAAAAGCAGGAACAACUCCCAGCUGAUCAGAGAUGUUUCUCCAUCCAGCUGAGACCGAUCUGUGACGCAUGCAGGAGUUCUACCAGGACGCUGAGGUGGUUUCAGAUCUGCCUCCAGCUGAAGUCCAGCUGACGCCUGCAGAGCUCACAGGCUCUAACCUUCGCUGCUCCAAGCACACGGUCCAGCCUCCCGCUGGUUCCUGAAGCGGGAAAACCAGAAACAUCCAAGGAUCAAAGUCUUCCACAGAAGGUUAAACAAAUAUCAAGAUGGAGUCCAUCCGUCACAACUCUGAGGUAAAAGCCAAUGACGGUGUUGAAGUACAUGGUCCUGUGGCAGGAAUACUCCUGGAGAAGACCAGGGAGAAGUUGACCAUCUAUCAGGCCAUGAAGAAACGUUUACUAAAACCAGGAACGGCCUUGGCUCUGCUUGAAGCACAAGCUGCCACGGUAGGCAUCAUUGAUCCGACAAACAACAGGAUACUUCCUGUUGCUGAUGCUGUUCAAAACGUAGUAGUCGGACAAGAGAUGAGGGAAAAACUCCUCAAAGCAGAGAAGGCUGUUAGUGGGUAUGUAGACCCCUACACCAAUCAAAUAAUAUCUGUUUACCAGGCUAUGCAGAAAGACCUAAUCCCUAGAGAUUAUGGUUUGAGGCUGCUGGAAGCACAGAUUGCCACCAAGGGUAUAUUUGAUCCUGUUGAGAAGACACACCUCUCAGUUGACUCUGCAAUCCAAAAGGGCUUCUAUGAAAAAGGUUUGCUCAGUGACCAAAUGCCAGAGCUAAACGUGUUCUAUAACCCAAGCACACAGGAGAACCUGAACUACCAAAACCUUCUGAAGAAAUGUACCGUGGAGACUGAGACAGGCUUGUUGCUCCUACCGGUCUGCAUCGCCUUCAAAGGUCUGCGUAAAGGCAUUUCGUCCAGUGAACUGUUUGAGUCAAAAAUCAUUGACAAAAAAGUCUAUGAUGACCUGCAGAAGGGAAACACCACAACACAGGAUGUGAUGCUGAUGGAAACAGUGAAGGAGUACCUGGAAGGUAAAGGCAGCAUUGCCGGUAUUGCUGUACUCUCAUGCAAUCAGCAAAAGAGCAUUUAUCAGGCAAUGAAGGAAGGCAUCCUGAUGCCAGGAACAGCACUUGUCCUGUUGGAAGCUCAAGCAGCCACUGGCUUUAUGAUUGAUCCUGUACAAAAUAAAAAGUAUACAGUGGACGAAGCCAUAAAACACAAACUCAUUGGGCCAGAAUAUCAUGCAAAGCUGCUUUCUGCUGAACGAGCGGUGACUGGGUACAAAGAUCCAUAUUCAGGGGAGACCAUAUCCCUCUUUCAAGCUAUGUCAAAAGACCUCAUUGUCAAAGAACACGGGAUCCGUUUGCUCGAGGCUCAAAUUGCAACUGGUGGAAUUAUAGAUCCAAUCAACAGCCACAGGCUUCCUACAGCAAUGGCUUUUAAAAGGGGCUAUUUUGAUGAGAAAAUGAACACCACACUGGAAAAUGCAGGAGAUGACACAAAAGGUUUUUUUGACCCAAAUACUGAGGAAAAUCUAACUUAUCUUCAGCUGAUGGAAAGAUGUGUCACUGAUCCUGCAACUGGUUUGUGUCUCCUCCCUCUCCAAGACAAACAAGGAAGAGUGACUUCCAGCUUCAUUGACUACCAAACAAAAAUGCUCUUCAAAGCUGAAAAGGUCCAUGUCACAUACGGGAAGUACAUGGGAAUGACAGUGUCGCUCUGGGAACUGCUGAUGUCGAAUUAUUUUGAUGAGACCCAAAGGAGAGACAUUUUUCAGAAAUACAGAGAAGGGAAGAUGGAUAUAAAGAAAAUCACUGCCAUGAUUCUGGAAAUCAUAGAAACAUCUGUUAAAACAACAAAAGUCACAUUUGAAGGCAUCAGAGAAACUGUUACAGCCAAACAGCUUGUGGAGGCAGAUAUCAUCACCCAGGAGAUGAUGGAGGAUCUGGAAAAGGGAAAAACGUCAGUAAAAGACAUAAUACAGGAUGAAACUGUAAACAUGUAUUUACAAGGAAAAGACAGCAUUGCAGGCAUUCUGCUACCAGAUUCUCAAAUCAUGACUAUCUACCAAGCAAGACAAAAAAGGAAGCUAAUGCCAGGAACUGCACUAAUUCUACUAGAGGCACAGGCAGCAACAGGGUUUGUCAUUGAUCCUAUUGGAAACAGGAAGUUUUCAGUGGAUGAAGCCGUUAAAGCAAAAGUUGUGGGGCCGGAUGUCUGUCAGAAGCUUCGCUCAGCGGAGAAAGCAGUCACUGGGUACAAAGAUCCUCACAAUGGAAACAUAAUCUCCUUGUUCCAAGCAAUGCAAAAAGACCUGAUCAUCAAAGAACAUGGAAUUCGGCUUCUGGAAGCACAGAUUGCGACGGGUGGAAUUAUCGACCCAGUGAACAGCCAUCGCAUUCCGGUCCACGUGGCCUACAAAAGGGGCUACUUUAAUGAAAAUAUGAAUCAGAUCCUGAGUGAUCCAAGUGAUGACACCAAGGGAUUCUUUGACCCCAACACCCAUGAGAACCUGACGUAUUUGCAGCUUAUGGCCAGAUGUGUCACAGAUCCCAGUACUGGCCUGUGCCUCUUGCCUCUAAAGUGUAAGAGCAAGACUGUCAGCGUAGAUGACAACAUGCGAGAAACUUUUCAAAGGACAACAGUUACAGUUAAGUAUGGCAGAUUCAAGGGCAAGCACACAACAUUGUGGGAUCUGAUCAAUUCAGAGUAUCUGUCAGAAGAAAAACGGCAGGAGCUCUUUAAGCUCUUCAGGUCUAGAAGAAUCACCAUAGAGGAAAUCACAGCCAUCAUUUUGGAGAUCAUUGAGAGUAAGGAGAUCAAACAACAAGCAGAGCUGAAUUUUGAAGGUCUCAGAGGAGAAAUAUCUGUUGUGGAUCUUCUGGAUCUUAAAAUUUUGGAUGAAAAUGUUUACAACAAUUUGAUCAAUGGAAAGCUAUCGAGCACUGAUGUGAUGAAGAUGGAUAGCGUGAGAGCCUAUCUGCAAGGAACGAGCUGUGUGGCUGGGUUGAUCCUGCAACCAUCCAAUCAGAAAAUAAGCAUUUAUGAAGCACAGAAAAAAGGUAUCCUUACACCCGGGACUGCCCUCUGCCUCCUCGAAGCACAAGCUGCCACAGGAUUCAUUAUAGAUCCUCUGAAUAACAAAAAACUUACCGUAGAACAAGCUCUAAAAGAGAAGGUGAUUGGACCACAGAUGUAUGAAAAGCUUCUGUCUGCAGAGCGAGCUGUCACUGGAUACACAGACCCAUACACUGGUCAAAAGAUCUCACUUUUCCAAGCAUUGAAAAAGGAUCUUAUUGUCAAGCAGCAUGGAAUUCGUUUACUUGAGGCCCAAAUUGGUACAGGUGGCAUCAUUGAUCCCUUGAAGUGCCUUCACUUACCUCUAGAAGUUGCAUACAAAAAAGGAUAUUUUGAUGCUGAACUCAAUGAAAUCCUAAAUGAUCCAACUGAUGACACAAAGGGCUUUUUUGAUCCAAAGACUACAGAAAACUUGACAUACAUGGAAAUGUUAAAGAGAUGUGUAAAGGAUAAAGAAACUGGACUUUUUCUCCUGCCUCUUGAUGACACACCAAAGGCAAGAACAACAAAGGAAAAACCAUACACCGAAGAAGAAAUAAAGCAAGAAUUUCAGAAAACAAUUGUAAAUGUAAAAGUGGGAUGGUAUUCAAGAAAAUCUGUUACUCUUUGGGACUUGAUUCACUCUCAUUACUUCACAGAGGAUCAGCUGCUGGACUUUAUUGAAAAAUACAGAACAAGGCAAAUUUGUAUACAAACAAUAACCACAAUAGUGCUUGAAACAAUAGAGAAACUGGAGAAGAAUGAAACCCCUAAAGUGGCUAUGGGCCUGAGAAAUCCUGUCUCUGCACAACAACUACUGGAAUCUGAGAUUAUUGAUGAAGAGACCUUUGAUCUGGUUAUAGAGGGAAAACGCAGCUUUGAUUCGAUAGUCCAAACAGAACCUGUGAAAUGUUACCUGAAGGGGACUGGAAGCAUUGCUGGAAUCAAGGUAUAUCCAACCCAGAAAAUAAUGAGCAUUUACCAAGCAAAACAAGAAGAUCUGUUGACUCCACGUAUUGCUCUUGAACUGCUUGAAGCACAGUCUGCAACAGGAUGGAUCAUUGAUCCUGUCAACAACAAAUUCUAUUGUGUGGAAGAAGCUGGAAAAGACAAAGUAAUUGGACCAGAUAUACAUGAGCAACUGGUUUCAGCUGAGCGUGCCGUCACUGGCUAUAAAGAUCCUUACACCGACGCAACUAUAUCUGUGUUUGAAGCCAUCAAUAAACAACUGAUACAAAGAAGUGUCGGCAUGCGUCUUCUUCAGGCACAGAUAGCAACUGGAGGAGUGAUUGAUCCAAAUCAAAGCCACAGGCUACCAACUCGCGUAGCUAUUAAAAGGGGGUAUCUUGACGAAGAAACUGCUAAAAUCUUGCUGAAUCCUACUGAUGAAACAAAGGGUUUCUUUGACCCAAACACCAAUGAAAAUUUGUCCUACCUCCAGCUGAUAAAUCGAUGUGAGAAAGAUGCUAAGACUGGGCUGCUUGUCUUGCCACUGCAUAAGGAGCCCAAAUGGUUUCAUACAGAUGAGCAAGUAGAGCAGGCCUUCAAAAACAAAACACUGACCAUAAAUGUGGGAAAAUUCAAAAACAAAGAAGUAACAUUGUGGGACGUGUUGCUCUCAGAAUACAUUUCAAAGGAGAAAAGGGAACAGCUCAUACAACAAUACAAGACAGGAACUAUGAAAAUGGAAGAAAUUAUUGAAAUACUCAUUAUGAUCAUAACAGAGAUAUCUUCCAAAGAAAAAAAGUUCAAAGGACUAAGAAAGCAAGUAUCAGCAAGUGAGCUUUAUGAGUCCAAAAUCAUUUCAAAGGAGCUUUUUGGUCAGAUUAUAAAAGGAGAGGUAACGGAAGAAACCGUUACCAAAAUGGAGUCCAUCCAGAAGUACCUUGGAGCUACAAACUGUAUUGCAGGUGUGAGAGUUGAAGCUACAAAACAGGUUAUGAGUAUCUAUGAUGCCAAGUCAAGAGGUCUACUAACUCCUGGCACCUCUCUGAUUCUACUGGAAGCCCAAGCUGCCACUGGCUUCAUAAUUGACCCAGUAAAUAAUAAGAAACUGUCAGUGGAUGAGGCGGUGGCCAACUCAGUUGUGGGCAAAGAGUGGAAAAACAAACUUCUUUCAGCAGAAAGAGCUGUUACAGGGUACAAAGACCCCUACACAGGAAACACAAUUUCCUUGUUCCAGGCCUUGCAAAAAGACCUCAUUGUAAAGGAUCAUGGAAUUCGUCUUCUUGAGGCCCAAAUUGCAACUGGGGGUAUCAUUGAUCCUAUCCACAGUCAUAGAGUACCUGUGCAAGUGGCAUACCAAAGAGGAUACUUUGAUGAAGAAAUGAACCAAAUUUUAUCUGAUGCAGACGAUGACACCAAGGGAUUCUUUGACCCAAACACUCAAGAAAACCUGACAUAUCUCCAGCUUAUUGAAAGAUGUGUCAAAGAUCCAGUGACAGAGCUUAUCUUGCUAUCCAUUGUGAAGAAAGGAGAGGCCUAUUUCUUUGUAGAUGAGGAAACCAAGCUCACUUUCAAAUCUAAAACAACAAACAAAGCCGGAGGAAAAUACAAGGGAACCACUGUUUCACUCUGGGAACUUCUAUACUCCCAAUACAUCACUGAGGAAAAGAGGCAAGAGCUUGUCAAACAGUAUAAAGCUGGAUCCAUCACAAUUGAACAGUUCCUGGAAAGCAUCUUGACAAUCAUUCAGCAGCAGACCUCCCCCAAAACUUCCACAACUACCACCACCACCACCACCACAACUGUCACUGAAACCAGUGAGGAUAAAUCAUUUAAGGGCAUCAGAAAAGGUGUCUCUAUGUCAGAGCUGUUUCAAUCAAAAAUAAUUGAUGAAAAGCUCUUCAAUGAUCUGAACGCUGGAAAGGUCACAGUUAGUGAAGUAAGUGAGAUGAACUCAGUGAGGAAAUACCUCGAGGGCACAAACAGCAUUGCAGGAGUGUACAUUCAGUCCACCAGGGAGACACUGAGUGUCUAUGAAGCCAAAUCAAGAGGUCUACUGACUCCAGGUACCUCUCUGGUUCUGCUGGAAGCCCAAGCUGCCACUGGCUUUGUUAUCGACCCAGUAAAGAACAAGAAACUCUCCGUAGAGGAGGCUGUUAAUAAAGGUGUGGUUGGCAAGGAGUGGAAGGAAAAACUGCUUUCAGCAGAAAGAGCUGUUACAGGGUACAAAGACCCCUACACUGGAAACACCAUUUCCUUGUUCCAGGCCUUGCAAAAAGACCUCAUUGUGAAGGAUCAUGGAAUUCGUCUUCUUGAGGCCCAAAUUGCAACCGGAGGUAUCAUUGAUCCUGUCUACAGUCACAGAGUACCUGUGCACGUGGCAUACCAAAGAGGCUACUUUAACGAAGAAAUGAAUACGAUUUUAUCUGAUGCAGGUGAUGACACCAAGGGAUUCUUUGACCCAAACACCAAGGAGAACCUCACUUACCUUCAACUGAUUGAGAGGUGUAUUACUGAUCCAGUCACAGGCCUCAGUCUACUGGUCAUUGUGAAAAAAGGAGAGACCUAUUUCUUUGUUGAUGAGGAAACCAAGCUCGCUUUAAAAUCUAAAAUGACAAACAAAGCCGGAGGAAGAUACAAGGGAACCACUGUUUCACUCUGGGAACUUCUAUACUCCCAAUACAUCACUGAGGAAAAGAGGCAAGAGCUUGUCAAACAGUAUAAAGCUGGAUCCAUCACAACUGAACAGUUCCUGGAAAUCAUCUUGACAAUCAUUCAGCAGCAGACCUCCCCCAAAACUUCCACAACUACCACCACCACCACCACCACAACUGUCACUGAAACCAGUGAGGAUAAAUCAUUUAAGGGCAUCAGAAAAGGUGUCUCUAUGUCAGAGCUGUUUCAAUCAAAAAUCAUUGAUGAAAAGCUCUUCAAUGAUCUGAACGCUGGAAAGGUCACAGUGAGUGAAGUAAGUGAGAUGAACUCAGUGAGGAAAUACCUCGAGGGCACAAACAGCAUUGCAGGAGUGUACAUUCAGUCCACCAGGGAGACACUGAGUGUCUAUGAAGCCAAAUCAAGAGGUCUACUGACUCCAGGUACCUCUCUGGUUCUGCUGGAAGCCCAAGCUGCCACUGGCUUUGUUAUCGACCCAGUAAAGAACAAGAAACUCUCCGUAGAGGAGGCUGUUAAUAAAGGAGUGGUUGGCAAGGAGUGGAAGGAAAAACUGCUUUCAGCAGAAAGAGCUGUUACAGGGUACAAAGACCCCUACACUGGAAACACCAUUUCCUUGUUCCAGGCCUUGCAAAAAGACCUCAUUGUGAAGGAUCAUGGAAUUCGUCUUCUUGAGGCCCAAAUUGCAACCGGAGGUAUCAUUGAUCCCGUAUACAGUCACAGAGUACCUGUACACGUGGCAUACCAAAGAGGCUACUUUAACGAAGAAAUGAAUAGGAUUUUAUCUGAUGCAGGUGAUGACACCAAGGGAUUCUUUGACCCAAACACCAAGGAGAACCUCACUUACCUUCAACUGAUUGAGAGGUGUAUUACUGAUCCAGUCACAGGCCUCAGUCUACUGGUCAUUGUGAAAAAAGGAGAGACCUAUUUCUUUGUUGAUGAGGAAACCAAGCUCACUUUAAAAUCUAAAAUGACAACAAAAGCUGGAGGAAAAUACAAGGGAACCACUGUUUCACUCUGGGAACUUCUAUACUCCCAAUACAUCACUGAGGAAAAGAGGCAAGAGCUUGUCAAACAGUAUAAAGCUGGAUCCAUCACAAUUGAACAGUUCCUGGAAAGCAUCUUGACAAUCAUUCAGCAGCAGACCUCCCCCAAAACUUCCACAACUACCACCACCACCACCACCACAAAUGUCACUGAAACCAGUGAGGAUAAAUCAUUUAAGGGCAUCAGAAAAGGUGUCUCUAUGUCGGAGCUGUUUCAAUCAAAAAUCAUUGAUGAAAAGCUCUUCAAUGAUCUGAAUGCUGGAAAGGUCACAGUGAGUGAAGUAAGUGAGAUGAACUCAGUGAGGAAAUACCUCGAGGGCACAAACAGUAUUGCAGGAGUGUACAUUCAGUCCACCAGGGAGACAUUGAGUGUCUAUGAAGCCAAAUCAAGAGGUCUACUGACUCCAGGUACCUCUCUGGUUCUGCUGGAAGCCCAAGCUGCCACUGGCUUUGUUAUCGACCCAGUAAAGAACAAGAAACUCUCCGUAGAGGAAGCUGUUAAUAAAGGAGUGGUUGGCAAGGAGUGGAAGGAAAAACUGCUUUCAGCAGAAAGAGCUGUUACAGGGUACAAAGACCCCUACACUGGAAACACCAUUUCCUUGUUCCAGGCCUUGCAAAAAGACCUCAUUGUGAAGGAUCAUGGAAUUCGUCUUCUUGAGGCCCAAAUUGCAACCGGAGGUAUCAUUGAUCCCGUAUACAGUCACAGAGUACCUGUACACGUGGCAUACCAAAGAGGCUACUUUAACGAAGAAAUGAAUAGGAUUUUAUCUGAUGCAGGUGAUGACACCAAGGGAUUCUUUGACCCAAACACCAAGGAGAACCUCACUUACCUUCAACUGAUUGAGAGGUGUAUUACUGAUCCAGUCACAGGCCUCAGUCUACUGGUCAUUGUGAAAAAAGGAGAGACCUAUUUCUUUGUUGAUGAGGAAACCAAGCUCGCUUUAAAAUCUAAAAUGACAAACAAAGCUGGAGGAAAAUACAAGGGAACCACUGUUUCACUCUGGGAACUUCUAUACUCCCAAUACAUCACUGAGGAAAAGAGGCAAGAGCUUGUCAAACAGUAUAAAGCUGGAUCCAUCACAAUUGAACAGUUCCUGGAAAGCAUCUUGACAAUCAUUCAGCAGCAGACCUCCCCCAAAACUUCCACAACUACCACCACCACCACCACAACUGUCACUGAAACCAGUGAGGAUAAAUCAUUUAAGGGCAUCAGAAAAGGUGUCUCUAUGUCGGAGCUGUUUCAAUCAAAAAUCAUUGAUGAAAAGCUCUUCAAUGAUCUGAACGCUGGAAAGGUCACAGUGAGUGAAGUAAGUGAGAUGAACUCAGUGAGGAAAUACCUCGAGGGCACAAACAGCAUUGCAGGAGUGUACAUUCAGUCCACCAGGGAGACAUUGAGUGUCUAUGAAGCUAAAUCAAGAGGUCUACUGACUCCAGGUACCUCUCUGGUUCUGCUGGAAGCCCAAGCUGCCACUGGCUUUGUUAUCGACCCAGUAAAGAACAAGAAACUCUCCGUAGAGGAGGCUGUUAAUAAAGGUGUGGUUGGCAAGGAGUGGAAGGAAAAACUGCUUUCAGCAGAAAGAGCUGUUACAGGGUACAAAGACCCCUACACUGGAAACACCAUUUCCUUGUUCCAGGCCUUGCAAAAAGACCUCAUUGUGAAGGAUCAUGGAAUUCGUCUUCUUGAGGCCCAAAUUGCAACCGGAGGUAUCAUUGAUCCCGUAUACAGUCACAGAGUACCUGUACACGUGGCAUACCAAAGAGGCUACUUUAACGAAGAAAUGAAUAUGAUUUUAUCUGAUGCAGGUGAUGACACCAAGGGAUUCUUUGACCCAAACACCAAGGAGAACCUCACUUACCUUCAACUGAUUGAGAGGUGUAUUACUGAUCCAGUCACAGGCCUCAGUCUACUGGUCAUUGUGAAAAAAGGAGAGACCUAUUUCUUUGUUGAUGAGGAAACCAAGCUCGCUUUAAAAUCUAAAAUGACAAACAAAGCUGGAGGAAAAUACAAGGGAACCACUGUUUCACUCUGGGAACUUCUAUACUCCCAAUACAUCACUGAGGAAAAGAGGCAAGAGCUUGUCAAACAGUAUAAAGCUGGAUCCAUCACAAUUGAACGUUUCCUGGAAAUCAUCUUGACAAUCAUUCAGCAGCAGACCUCCCCCAAAACUUCCACAACUACCACCACCACCACCACCACAACUGUCACUGAAACCAGUGAGGAUAAAUCAUUUAAGGGCAUCAGAAAAGGUGUCUCUAUGUCGGAGCUGUUUCAAUCAAAAAUCAUUGAUGAAAAGCUCUUCAAUGAUCUGAAUGCUGGAAAGGUCACAGUGAGUGAAGUAAGUGAGAUGAACUCAGUGAGGAAAUACCUCGAGGGCACAAACAGCAUUGCAGGAGUGUACAUUCAGUCCACCAGGGAGACACUGAGUGUCUAUGAAGCCAAAUCAAGAGGUCUACUGACUCCAGGUACCUCUCUGGUUCUGCUGGAAGCCCAAGCUGCCACUGGCUUUGUUAUCGACCCAGUAAAGAACAAGAAACUCUCCGUAGAGGAGGCUGUAAAUAAAGGUGUGGUUGGCAAGGAGUGGAAGGAAAAACUGCUUUCAGCAGAAAGAGCUGUUACAGGGUACAAAGACCCCUACACUGGAAACACCAUUUCCUUGUUCCAGGCCUUGCAAAAAGACCUCAUUGUGAAGGAUCAUGGAAUUCGUCUUCUUGAGGCCCAAAUUGCAACCGGAGGUAUCAUUGAUCCCGUAUACAGUCACAGAGUACCUGUACACGUGGCAUACCAAAGAGGCUACUUUAACGAAGAAAUGAAUAGGAUUUUAUCUGAUGCAGGUGAUGACACCAAGGGAUUCUUUGACCCAAACACCAAGGAGAACCUCACUUACCUUCAACUGAUUGAGAGGUGUAUUACUGAUCCAGUCACAGGCCUCAGUCUACUGGUCAUUGUGAAAAAAGGAGAGACCUAUUUCUUUGUUGAUGAGGAAACCAAGCUCGCUUUAAAAUCUAAAAUGACAAACAAAGCUGGAGGAAAAUACAAGGGAACCACUGUUUCACUCUGGGAACUUCUAUACUCCCAAAACAUCACUGAGGAAAAGAGGCAAGAGCUUGUCAAACAGUAUAAAGCUGGAUCCAUCACAAUUGAACAGUUCCUGGAAAGCAUCUUUACAAUCAUUCAGCAGCAGACCUCCCCCAAAACUUCCACAACUACCACCACCACCACCACCACAACUGUCACUGAAACCAGUGAGGAUAAAUCCUUUAAGGGCAUCAGAAAAGGUGUCUCUAUGUCGGAGCUGUUUCAAUCAAAAAUCAUUGAUGAAAAGCUCUUCAAUGAUCUGAAUGCUGGAAAGGUCACAGUGAGUGAAGUAAGUGAGAUGAACUCAGUGAGGAAAUACCUCGAGGGCACAAACAGCAUUGCAGGAGUGUACAUUCAGUCCACCAGGGAGACACUGAGUGUCUAUGAAGCCAAAUCAAGAGGUCUACUGACUCCAGGUACCUCUCUGGUUCUGCUGGAAGCCCAAGCUGCCACUGGCUUUGUUAUCGACCCAGUAAAGAACAAGAAACUCUCCGUAGAGGAGGCUGUUAAUAAAGGUGUGGUUGGCAAGGAGUGGAAGGAAAAACUGCUUUCAGCAGAAAGAGCUGUUACAGGGUACAAAGACCCCUACACUGGAAACACCAUUUCCUUGUUCCAGGCCUUGCAAAAAGACCUCAUUGUGAAGGAUCAUGGAAUUCGUCUUCUUGAGGCCCAAAUUGCAACCGGAGGUAUCAUUGAUCCUGUCUACAGUCACAGAGUACCUGUACACGUGGCAUACCAAAGAGGCUACUUUAACGAAGAAAUGAAUACGAUUUUAUCUGAUGCAGGUGAUGACACCAAGGGAUUCUUUGACCCAAACACCAAGGAGAACCUCACUUACCUUCAACUGAUUGAGAGGUGUAUUACUGAUCCAGUCACAGGCCUCAGUCUACUGGUCAUUGUGAAAAAAGGAGAGACCUAUUUCUUUGUUGAUGAGGAAACCAAGCUCGCUUUAAAAUCUAAAAUGACAAACAAAGCCGGAGGAAGAUACAAGGGAACCACUGUUUCACUCUGGGAACUUCUAUACUCCCAAUACAUCACUGAGGAAAAGAGGCAAGAGCUUGUCAAACAGUAUAAAGCUGGAUCCAUCACAAUUGAACAGUUCCUGGAAAUCAUCUUGACAAUCAUUCAGCAGCAGACCUCCCCCAAAACUUCCACAACUACCACCACCACCACCACCACAACGGUCACUGAAACCAGUGAGGAUAAAUCAUUUAAGGGCAUCAGAAAAGGUGUCUCUAUGUCAGAGCUGUUUCAAUCAAAAAUCAUUGAUGAAAAGCUCUUCAAUGAUCUGAACGCUGGAAAGGUCACAGUGAGUGAAGUAAGUGAGAUGAACUCAGUGAGGAAAUACCUCGAGGGCACAAACAGCAUUGCAGGAGUGUACAUUCAGUCCACCAGGGAGACACUGAGUGUCUAUGAAGCCAAAUCAAGAGGUCUACUGACUCCAGGUACCUCUCUGGUUCUGCUGGAAGCCCAAGCUGCCACUGGCUUUGUUAUCGACCCAGUAAAGAACAAGAAACUCUCCGUAGAGGAGGCUGUAAAUAAAGGUGUGGUUGGCAAGGAGUGGAAGGAAAAACUGCUUUCAGCAGAAAGAGCUGUUACAGGGUACAAAGACCCCUACACUGGAAACACCAUUUCCUUGUUCCAGGCCUUGCAAAAAGACCUCAUUGUGAAGGAUCAUGGAAUUCGUCUUCUUGAGGCCCAAAUUGCAACCGGAGGUAUCAUUGAUCCCGUAUACAGUCACAGAGUACCUGUACACGUGGCAUACCAAAGAGGCUACUUUAACGAAGAAAUGAAUACGAUUUUAUCUGAUGCAGGUGAUGACACCAAGGGAUUCUUUGACCCAAACACCAAGGAAAACCUCACUUACCUUCAACUGAUUGAGAGGUGUAUUACUGAUCCAGUCACAGGCCUCAGUCUACUGGUCAUUGUGAAAAAAGGAGAGACCUAUUUCUUUGUUGAUGAGGAAACCAAGCUCGCUUUAAAAUCUAAAAUGACAACAAAAGCUGGAGGAAAAUACAAGGGAACCACUGUUUCACUCUGGGAACUUCUAUACUCCCAAUACAUCACUGAGGAAAAGAGGCAAGAGCUUGUCAAACAGUAUAAAGCUGGAUCCAUCACAAUUGAACAGUUCCUGGAAAGCAUCUUGACAAUCAUUCAGCAGCAGACCUCCCCCAAAACUUCCACAACUACCACCACCACCACAACUGUCACUGAAACCAGUGAGGAUAAAUCAUUUAAGGGCAUCAGAAAAGGUGUCUCUAUGUCGGAGCUGUUUCAAUCAAAAAUCAUUGAUGAAAAGCUCUUCAAUGAUCUGAAUGCUGGAAAGGUCACAGUGAGUGAAGUAAGUGAGAUGAACUCAGUGAGGAAAUACCUCGAGGGCACAAACAGUAUUGCAGGAGUGUACAUUCAGUCCACCAGGGAGACACUGAGUGUCUAUGAAGCCAAAUCAAGAGGUCUACUGACUCCAGGUACCUCUCUGGUUCUGCUGGAAGCCCAAGCUGCCACUGGCUUUGUUAUCGACCCAGUAAAGAACAAGAAACUCUCCGUAGAGGAGGCUGUUAAUAAAGGAGUGGUUGGCAAGGAGUGGAAGGAAAAACUGCUUUCAGCAGAAAGAGCUGUUACAGGGUACAAAGACCCCUACACUGGAAACACUAUUUCCUUGUUCCAGGCCUUGCAAAAAGACCUCAUUGUGAAGGAUCAUGGAAUUCGUCUUCUUGAGGCCCAAAUUGCAACCGGAGGUAUCAUUGAUCCCGUAUACAGUCACAGAGUACCUGUACACGUGGCAUACCAAAGAGGCUACUUUAACGAAGAAAUGAAUAGGAUUUUAUCUGAUGCAGGUGAUGACACCAAGGGAUUCUUUGACCCAAACACCAAGGAGAACCUCACUUACCUUCAACUGAUUGAGAGGUGUAUUACUGAUCCAGUCACAGGCCUCAGUCUACUGGUCAUUGUGAAAAAAGGAGAGACCUAUUUCUUUGUUGAUGAGGAAACCAAGCUCGCUUUAAAAUCUAAAAUGACAAACAAAGCUGGAGGAAAAUACAAGGGAACCACUGUUUCACUCUGGGAACUUCUAUACUCCCAAUACAUCACUGAGGAAAAGAGGCAAGAGCUUGUCAAACAGUAUAAAGCUGGAUCCAUCACAAUUGAACGUUUCCUGGAAAUCAUCUUGACAAUCAUUCAGCAGCAGACCUCCCCCAAAACUUCCACAACUACCACCACCACCACCACCACAACUGUCACUGAAACCAGUGAGGAUAAAUCAUUUAAGGGCAUCAGAAAAGGUGUCUCUAUGUCGGAGCUGUUUCAAUCAAAAAUCAUUGAUGAAAAGCUCUUCAAUGAUCUGAACGCUGGAAAGGUCACAGUGAGUGAAGUAAGUGAGAUGAACUCAGUGAGGAAAUACCUCGAGGGCACAAACAGCAUUGCAGGAGUGUACAUUCAGUCCACCAGGGAGACACUGAGUGUCUAUGAAGCUAAAUCAAGAGGUCUACUGACUCCAGGUACCUCUCUGGUUCUGCUGGAAGCCCAAGCUGCCACUGGCUUUGUUAUCGACCCAGUGAAGAACAAGAAACUCUCCGUAGAGGAGGCUGUUAAUAAAGGUGUGGUUGGCAAGGAGUGGAAAGAAAAACUGCUUUCAGCAGAAAGAGCUGUUACAGGGUACAAAGACCCCUACACUGGAAACACCAUUUCCUUGUUCCAGGCCUUGCAAAAAGACCUCAUUGUGAAGGAUCAUGGAAUUCGUCUUCUUGAGGCCCAAAUUGCAACCGGAGGUAUCAUUGAUCCCGUAUACAGUCACAGAGUACCUGUACACGUGGCAUACCAAAGAGGCUACUUUAACGAAGAAAUGAAUAUGAUUUUAUCUGAUGCAGGUGAUGACACCAAGGGAUUCUUUGACCCAAACACCAAGGAGAACCUCACUUACCUUCAACUGAUUGAGAGGUGUAUUACUGAUCCAGUCACAGGCCUCAGUCUACUGGUCAUUGUGAAAAAAGGAGAGACCUAUUUCUUUGUUGAUGAGGAAACCAAGCUCGCUUUAAAAUCUAAAAUGACAAACAAAGCCGGAGGAAGAUACAAGGGAACCACUGUUUCACUCUGGGAACUUCUAUACUCCCAAUACAUCACUGAGGAAAAGAGGCAAGAGCUUGUCAAACAGUAUAAAGCUGGAUCCAUCACAAUUGAACGUUUCCUGGAAAUCAUCUUGACAAUCAUUCAGCAGCAGACCUCCCCCAAAACUUCCACAACUACCACCACCACCACCACAACUGUCACUGAAACCAGUGAGGAUAAAUCAUUUAAGGGCAUCAGAAAAGGUGUCUCUAUGUCGGAGCUGUUUCAAUCAAAAAUCAUUGAUGAAAAGCUCUUCAAUGAUCUGAACGCUGGAAAGGUCACAGUGAGUGAAGUAAGUGAGAUGAACUCAGUGAGGAAAUACCUCGAGGGCACAAACAGCAUUGCAGGAGUGUACAUUCAGUCCACCAGGGAGACACUGAGUGUCUAUGAAGCCAAAUCAAGAGGUCUACUGACUCCAGGUACCUCUCUGGUUCUGCUGGAAGCCCAAGCUGCCACUGGCUUUGUUAUCGACCCAGUAAAGAACAAGAAACUCUCCGUAGAGGAGGCUGUUAAUAAAGGUGUGGUUGGCAAGGAGUGGAAAGAAAAACUGCUUUCAGCAGAAAGAGCUGUUACAGGGUACAAAGACCCCUACACUGGAAACACCAUUUCCUUGUUCCAGGCCUUGCAAAAAGACCUCAUUGUGAAGGAUCAUGGAAUUCGUCUUCUUGAGGCCCAAAUUGCAACCGGAGGUAUCAUUGAUCCCGUAUACAGUCACAGAGUACCUGUACACGUGGCAUACCAAAGAGGCUACUUUAACGAAGAAAUGAAUAGGAUUUUAUCUGAUGCAGGUGAUGACACCAAGGGAUUCUUUGACCCAAACACCAAGGAGAACCUCACUUACCUUCAACUGAUUGAGAGGUGUAUUACUGAUCCAGUCACAGGUCUCAGUCUACUGGUCAUUGUGAAAAAAGGAGAGACCUAUUUCUUUGUUGAUGAGGAAACCAAGCUCGCUUUAAAAUCUAAAAUGACAAACAAAGCUGGAGGAAAAUACAAGGGAACCACUGUUUCACUCUGGGAACUUCUAUACUCCCAAUACAUCACUGAGGAAAAGAGGCAAGAGCUUGUCAAACAGUAUAAAGCUGGAUCCAUCACAACUGAACAGUUCCUGGAAAUCAUCUUGACAAUCAUUCAGCAGCAGACCUCCCCCAAAACUUCCACAACUACCACCACCACCACCACCACAACUGUCACUGAAACCAGUGAGGAUAAAUCAUUUAAGGGCAUCAGAAAAGGUGUCUCUAUGUCAGAGCUGUUUCAAUCAAAAAUCAUUGAUGAAAAGCUCUUCAAUGAUCUGAACGCUGGAAAGGUCACAGUGAGUGAAGUAAGUGAGAUGAACUCAGUGAGGAAAUACCUCGAGGGCACAAACAGCAUUGCAGGAGUGUACAUUCAGUCCACCAGGGAGACACUGAGUGUCUAUGAAGCCAAAUCAAGAGGUCUACUGACUCCAGGUACCUCUCUGGUUCUGCUGGAAGCCCAAGCUGCCACUGGCUUUGUUAUCGACCCAGUAAAGAACAAGAAACUCUCCGUAGAGGAGGCUGUUAAUAAAGGUGUGGUUGGCAAGGAGUGGAAAGAAAAACUGCUUUCAGCAGAAAGAGCUGUUACAGGGUACAAAGACCCCUACACUGGAAACACCAUUUCCUUGUUCCAGGCCUUGCAAAAAGACCUCAUUGUGAAGGAUCAUGGAAUUCGUCUUCUUGAGGCCCAAAUUGCAACCGGAGGUAUCAUUGAUCCCGUAUACAGUCACAGAGUACCUGUACACGUGGCAUACCAAAGAGGCUACUUUAACGAAGAAAUGAAUACGAUUUUAUCUGAUGCAGGUGAUGACACCAAGGGAUUCUUUGACCCAAACACCAAGGAGAACCUCACUUACCUUCAACUGAUUGAGAGGUGUAUUACUGAUCCAGUCACAGGCCUCAGUCUACUGGUCAUUGUGAAAAAAGGAGAGACCUAUUUCUUUGUUGAUGAGGAAACCAAGCUCGCUUUAAAAUCUAAAAUGACAAACAAAGCUGGAGGAAAAUACAAGGGAACCACUGUUUCACUCUGGGAACUUCUAUACUCCCAAAACAUCACUGAGGAAAAGAGGCAAGAGCUUGUCAAACAGUAUAAAGCUGGAUCCAUCACAAUUGAACGUUUCCUGGAAAUCAUCUUGACAAUCAUUCAGCAGCAGACCUCCCCCAAAACUUCCACAACUACCACCACCACCACAACGGUCACUGAAACCAGUGAGGAUAAAUCAUUUAAGGGCAUCAGAAAAGGUGUCUCUAUGUCGGAGCUGUUUCAAUCAAAAAUCAUUGAUGAAAAGCUCUUCAAUGAUCUGAAUGCUGGAAAGGUCACAGUGAGUGAAGUAAGUGAGAUGAACUCAGUGAGGAAAUACCUCGAGGGCACAAACAGCAUUGCAGGAGUGUACAUUCAGUCCACCAGGGAGACACUGAGUGUCUAUGAAGCCAAAUCAAGAGGUCUACUGACUCCAGGUACCUCUCUGGUUCUGCUGGAAGCCCAAGCUGCCACUGGCUUUGUUAUCGACCCAGUAAAGAACAAGAAACUCUCCGUAGAGGAGGCUGUUAAUAAAGGAGUGGUUGGCAAGGAGUGGAAGGAAAAACUGAUUUCAGCAGAAAGAGCUGUUACAGGGUACAAAGACCCCUACACUGGAAACACCAUUUCCUUGUUCCAGGCCUUGCAAAAAGACCUCAUUGUGAAGGAUCAUGGAAUUCGUCUUCUUGAGGCCCAAAUUGCAACCGGAGGUAUCAUUGAUCCCGUAUACAGUCACAGAGUACCUGUACACGUGGCAUACCAAAGAGGCUACUUUAACGAAGAAAUGAAUAGGAUUUUAUCUGAAGCAGGUGAUGACACCAAGGGAUUCUUUGACCCAAACACCAAGGAGAACCUCACUUACCUUCAACUGAUUGAGAGGUGUAUUACUGAUCCAGUCACAGGCCUCAGUUUGCUUCCACUUUCUAAAUGAAGUCUGUAUCAAUGUGAUUAAGUUGUUUAACUAGUUCAUUUAAUCCUUGGGUAAUAAAAUGUGAAACGGGCUGUGUGACCAAGGUCGCUAAAAACUAUUGUGACAUAAAAUUACAUGAGCAAGUUGUAUUAUGUAACAUGUAAUAAUAAGAACUUUUUUAACGUUUCAUGACAUUGUUCAGAGUGCGAGGCUUUUUUCCUACAUUCCUUGGAUGAGGUACAUUUAUUUUGGGACUGAUUUGGGAUCUAACUGAAUGAUUUAUUUGCUUUAUGAUGUUCAACAUGUGGGAAAUCACUUCUGCUGUUUGUGUCAAACCUGAUAAACCGUCAGUGUUGAACUGCAAAAUUCAAACAGUAAUUUUAAAUGUUGCUUUCUGUAAUAAAACCCAAUAAACUGGUGAGGUCUGAACUCCA
This is a messenger RNA of Nothobranchius furzeri (turquoise killifish), 18309 nucleotides long. RefSeq names its product epiplakin 1 (gene eppk1). Gene Ontology annotation, biological process: intermediate filament bundle assembly; wound healing. The record is from RefSeq and is a predicted model, not a curated record. NCBI's taxonomy places the organism in Eukaryota, Metazoa, Chordata, Actinopteri, Cyprinodontiformes, Nothobranchiidae. Gene Ontology annotation, molecular function: keratin filament binding; structural molecule activity. Gene Ontology annotation, cellular component: keratin filament; cell junction; cytoplasm.